AUGGCGAGUCGUGGGCCCACUACUCGCUCCAGAAGAGCGGGAGCUGCUUCGAACCAUUCUCGGCGGCAGCGCGAAGACCAGGAUCAUGAAAUUCCAGCGGUCUACCGAGAAAUGCUGGCUGAGGCUGAAAUCAGAGAGACCUCCAGGCCAGAUGAUAGCCAACUACCCAAAAGAAGGAGGAUUACCCGUCCCAAUCCUGUAUCUGACUCCCAGCUUGUACAUCAAGAUGCUGCUAUCACCUCAGAAGCCAGCCAUUCUACAGUUCAACCUGUGCAAACGGUGUAUGAUUCGCCAUCAUCAUCCGAAGAAUCAGGUAUGGAGUGGGAAGAGGUUGAUAUUCAGCAAGCUCCGCAGACUAGUCAAGCGGAUGAUACCUCGAUUCAGGUCACACUGGGUCGGCCCGAGGAUCAGAAGCGCAAGGUAGUUGCUAAGCGAAGGGGGAUCACCACUGCUGAAAAGCAGUUGAGAUUAAGCAUCCAUAAAGUUCAUCUACUUUGCCUUCUACGCCAUGUGCAGAUACGCAAUCUUUGGUGCAAUGAUGAGGAAUUACAGGGCUUUCUCAAACGGACAUUGCCGAAAAAUAUCAUCUCACUGUUGCAUCCGUCCGAGAACAGGCCGCAACAGAUCAGGUCAACAACCUUCGUUGACGGGCUGAACCAAGCUAGUGAUAUAUUCAAUAGAAGGUUUAAGGUAACCAAGCCAGGGCUGAAACGACCUUUGUGGAUAGACGAUCCUGAUGGCGUCAGACAACGAGUGGAAUCUAUAAUAAGUGAUGCCGAGGUCUUCCUCUCAAGGAAGGAUUUCAUCAAACAAGCGCGAACAAUGCAAGGUUCUCGUGACUUUGGCGCCCAGUUAUUCUGUGCUUUGUUACGGUCCGUGGGCGUUGAAGCAAGACUUGUCUGCUCACUGCAGCCAUUAUCAUUUCGGGACAAAUUCAAGGAUACGGCAACUCCUGCUCCAGUGUCUAAAUCUUCAGAAAAUGUUACCCAACCAACUGCUGGAGAAUCGCAAAUGUCACAACGUUCGACUGUGAAAAGGCUAGCUCGACCACGCUUCACACCAGUCAGGCGCCCUGGAACUCCUACUCAAAGUUCUCCCCGGCCUAUCCGUGAAUCAUCGCAUCCCAUAUUCUGGAUUGAAGCCUUUAACGAAGCAGUCAAUAAAUGGAUACCUGUCGAUGCUUUGGUUACCAAGUCUAUGGCAAAGCCUUCUAAAUUCGAGCCUCCAGCAAACGAUCCUUACAAUCUUCUGAGCUACGUGGUAGCCUUUGAGGAUGAUGCUUCUGUUAGAGAUGUCACUAGGCGCUAUGCGAAGGCUUUCAACGCAAAAACUCACAAACACCGUGUGGAUUCCAUUGGGAAUCAUGUCAAUUGGUGGAAUAAAGUGCUGCGCUUUUAUGAGAAGCCAUUCUUGGAAGACCGGGACCAACUGGAGAUCAGCGAGCUGACUGCCAAGACAGCCGCAGAGCCUAUGCCCCGGAAUAUCCAAGACUUCAAGGACCAUCCUGUCUAUGCUCUUGAGAGGCAUCUUCGGCGGAAUGAGGUUGUCUUUCCCAAACGGGUGAUUGGGCAGGUGAGCCUUGGUAAAUCAGGGUCAAAGAAUCAAGUAUUGGAGCCCGUAUAUCGCCGAUCAGAUGUGCAUACUCUACGUAGUGCAGAUCGCUGGUAUCGCCUGGGACGAGACAUCAAGCCAGGUGAACAACCAUUGAAGCGUGUCACAUCAAGGAGGCCGCAGAUGGGGAGGCUCAAUGACGAGGAGGAUGACUCCAUCUCCGAGACACCUCUGUACGCUUAUUAUCAGACACAAGUGUAUCAGCCUCCGCCAGUAGUUGGAGGGAGAAUACCCAAGAAUAUGUAUGGGAAUCUGGAUGUCUAUGUACCUAGCAUGGUACCUCUAGGCGGUGUCCAUAUCGCUCAUCCAGAUGCUCGUCAAGCUGCCAAGAUUCUUGCUAUUGACUAUGCGGAUGCUGUCACUGGUUUCAGCUUCAAGGGGCGCCAUGGGACCGCGAUACUGCAGGGAGUUGUUGUUGCCACUGAGUAUCGGGAGGCACUUGAAGAAGUGCUGAAUGGUCUGGAAGGAGAGAAGUUACAGGCCGAGUUAGAUAGGAAGUCUGCCGAAACACUGCAGGCUUGGAAGCACUUAAUGCUGAAAAUGCGCAUUGCAGAGAGAGUCAAAGGCUAUGUUGUAGAAGGCGAGCGAGAUGCAGAUGAGCCGGAGACAAACGAAAACGUGGAGGACCCAGAAGAGUUCGGCGGCGGUUUUAUUCCGGAGCCGGAGCAAGAGGCCAACAGUUCAGCUGCUGUGAUGGACUGGAUUGGUCCCUCUCAAGGGGGACCUUCAGGACCUACAGGCAGAGACAUGUCUCUCUCGACUACAGAGACGGAUAUGCUCGGUGGGGGUUUCAUUCCUGAAGAAAGCGCCGAUCAGGUGUCUUCGCCUCAGCAAAGCAGCAACAUCACAAGAUUGCAAAGGAAUAGCUCAGCACUUCCUCGAUAUGAUCUGGUCGUCACUUCAAAGUUUGAACCUGCAGGUCAGGCAGCCCCGAUUCAAAGCUUCAUGGGUAAGCAUUCAGGCUUGCUGCCAGACAGGACGAAAGAGGACUUGGGGCAUAUCACACCGCAGAUUGCUCCUCAGAACUCAGAGGCAGCGAUCCUCAGAUCUACUACGACAAUUCCGAGCUCUGCACAUCCCCGGAUCGUUGUACAAGCAGCUGAUUCGCGCUCCCCAACCCCUGGCAUCACCAGCCAAGAAACGCACAGCGACGAAGAGGCUUCUUUAUUAUCGCAAGACCCGGAAGAUGAUGAUGCCAUUCCGGAGUGGUUGAUGUCCGAUUAA
Aspergillus niger is the source of this 2835-nucleotide messenger RNA. RefSeq lists its product as uncharacterized. Gene Ontology annotation, cellular component: nucleotide-excision repair factor 2 complex; cytoplasm; nucleus. Gene Ontology annotation, molecular function: single-stranded DNA binding; damaged DNA binding. The record is from RefSeq and is a predicted model, not a curated record. Gene Ontology annotation, biological process: mismatch repair; nucleotide-excision repair. NCBI's taxonomy places the organism in Eukaryota, Fungi, Ascomycota, Eurotiomycetes, Eurotiales, Aspergillaceae. The transcript has 4 exons. The coding region runs from base 1 to 2835 and encodes 944 amino acids.